Molecule: messenger RNA, 1047 nt
Organism: Sorex fumeus (smoky shrew)
Lineage: Eukaryota; Metazoa; Chordata; Mammalia; Eulipotyphla; Soricidae
Gene: NT5C3B
Product: 5'-nucleotidase, cytosolic IIIB
Exons: 9
Coding region: 82-984 (300 amino acids)
Cellular component (GO): cytoplasm
Molecular function (GO): magnesium ion binding; 5'-nucleotidase activity
Source: RefSeq, a predicted model, not a curated record
CCCGGGGCUCCGGGCGACGCCUGCGCAGUGCGGCCGCGGGGCGGUCGCUGUCGGGGCGCCGCCGAGCCGGGCCCCAGCGCCAUGGCGGAGGAGGUGAGCUGCCUGAUGAAGGCCACGGUGCUGAUGCGGCGGCCCGGGCGGGUGCAGGAGAUCGUGGGCGCCCUCCGCCGCGGCGGCGCGGGCAGCUUGCAGGUCAUUUCUGAUUUUGACAUGACCCUGAGCAGGUUUGCCUACAACGGGAAAAGGUGCCCUUCUUCCCACAAUAUUCUGGAUAGCAGCAAGAUCAUCAGUGAGGAGUGCCGGAAAGAGCUCCAAGAGCUCCUUCACCACUAUUACCCCAUUGAGAUUGACCCACACCGGACUGCCAAAGAGAAGUUACCUCACAUGGUGGAGUGGUGGACCAAAGCACACAAUCUCCUCUGUCAGCAGAAGAUCCAGAAAUCUCAGAUCACUCAGGUGGUCCGUGAGUCCAACGCCAUGCUGAGGGAGGGAUACGGGACGUUCUUCAACACCCUCCACCAAAACAACAUCCCUCUGUUCAUCUUCUCCGCGGGCAUUGGCGACAUCCUGGAAGAAAUCAUCCGUCAGAUGAAAGUGUUCCACUCCAACAUCCACAUCGUGUCCAACUACAUGGAUUUUGAUGAUGACGGUUUCCUCCGCGGAUUCAAGGGCCAGCUCAUCCACACGUAUAAUAAGAACAGCUCUGUGUGUGAGAACUCCGGAUACUUCCAGCAGCUGCAGGGCAGGACCAAUAUCCUCCUGCUGGGGGAUUCCAUGGGCGACCUGACCAUGGCUGACGGCGUGCCCGGCGUGCAGAACAUCCUCAGAGUUGGCUUCCUGAAUGACAAGGUGGCGGAGCGGCGGGAGCGCUACCUGGAUGCCUUUGACAUCGUGCUGGAGCAGGACGAGACGCUGGACGUGGUCAAUGGACUGCUGCAGCACAUCCUGGGCCAGGGGGGAACGGAUGGAGGCGUAGACCCCUGAGUUCCGACUGGCUGGGCCUGCAGUUGGGUCGUGGACAGCGGGGAUGACCCCCCUCCCCCAGCU